Molecule: messenger RNA, 4068 nt
Organism: Spirodela intermedia
Lineage: Eukaryota; Viridiplantae; Streptophyta; Magnoliopsida; Alismatales; Araceae
Source: the annotation of a GenBank genome assembly
AUGGCAUCUGCUCGGAGAAUUUCUCGGCGUCCCCCUAAGGCGUGGCUGUGGGUGGGUCUCGUGGCGGCUGUAUUACUGAUCUGCUCAUUCCCUGCUUCUUGUGGGGCGGAGGAAACAGCGGCUGAUGAGGAGACAUCUUUCGUCCUCACCCUUGACUCUUCCAACUUCUCCGAGACCGUAGAGAAGCAUAAGUUCAUUGUCGUGGAGUUCUACGCUCCCUGGUGAGUCGCUGUUCGUGAUUAUCAACCUCCCUGCUGAUUAUAGUGCCCUGUGUUUGCAGUCUCGGUAGAUCGCCGGUUUGAUCAUCGGUUUUCCUCUCUUCGCACACCCCGGAUCUACUCGGAUCUGUUUUAGUUUCUUGUCAGACUUGGAUAUCCGUGUUUGAAUUUUGCAUCUCUUGCCUGAUUUAUACGUACUGUUUUCACAUCAACUGAGAAUCUGUUAAUGAAUUGGGGAGAUUGACUGGUCAUAGACUUUUUUAUUCCGUAACUUGUUUCUUCGUUGAUCUGCGGUCUUCUUUUUCUUCACGUUUUUCAUUCUGCAUCGAUGAACGAUUCCGUAACUAAGCUGAUGAAUAACUUGCCUUUUGAAGCAAAACAUAUGCAUGAUGUUUGGGUAUUCAGAACGCCUUUUUCCUCUUUUUUUGAAGGCCAUUUAUUUUGUGUAUCGAAAGAUAAAUUUUCUUCCUUGAGUUAAUUGGCAUGAACAUUUUUACCGUUUGUGUUUGUUUUGCAUAUGUUUCGAAUUAUAUGCUUUCACGGUCAGAAAACCCACAUAAAAUGUUUCUUUUGUCGGCAUCCAGAUUAUAAAGCUUACUGCAGGCAUAUACAUAUUUUGACGAUAACAGCCCAUUUUUGCUUACUAUUUACUUUCAUUUGAGUAACAACAUGGCCGUGAAAAUUGUUAUAGGAUAGUACUUCAAAUGAGGAAUUUUCCUGUUUGCCACAACAUAAGAAGCUUUACGUGCACGUUUCUCUAAAUAUUUGUUUCUUCUACAGGUGUGGACACUGCAAGAAACUUGCUCCCGAGGUAACAAAUAUUCUGAUGCAAAAUCUCCAUCAAAUCAAGUCAUAUUUCGAGAUUUGCGCAUCUUUGACAGUUAUUCGACCAAUAACGUCAGCACUUUAUUCCUCCAUGUGAUGUUUGGCUAUUCCUUUUGUCCUGCAGUAUGAGAAGGCUGCGGCUAUACUAAAUACCCAUGAUUAUCCGAUCGCUCUUGCAAAGGUUGAUGCCAACGAAGAGUCUAACAAAGGACUUGCCUCCAAGUACGAGGUUAAGGGAUUUCCCACGCUUAUUAUAUUGAGAAAUGAAGGGAAAACCAUCCAAGAGUACAAGGGCCCUCGAGAUGCUGAAGGAAUAGUUGCUUAUUUGAAGAAACAAGCUGGUCCACCAUCCAGUGAACUUAAAUCUUCUGAUGAUGUUGGGAAUCUCUUUAAUGACAAGAAAGUCUACAUUGUGAGAUCACGAUUUUCUUAUCUUCAUUCAAUUUUCAUGUGACCAAUUUGUGGUUCUUCACAUCCCUGACUUCACUAAGUUUCUAUGUAGGUGGGAGUCUUCUCUGAAUUCUCUGGGGAAGAAUUUGAAACCUACAUCACUGUUGCUGACAAGUUGCGAUCAGAUUAUGACUUUGGUCAUACAUUGGAUGCAAAAAUUCUUCCUAGAGGAGAUUCUACAGUAGCAAAACCCAUCAUUAGAUUAUUCAAGCCAUUUGAUGAACGCUUUAUAGAUUUCAAGGUUUCGUUUUACCCUCAUUUCUAAUUUCUUUAAAUCAUUUAUUUGUAUCAAAAUUAAAUCUCCCUUCUCCCUGAUUUAUACGCAGGAUUUUCAUGCUGAUGCUAUAGAGCAAUUCAUUGAGGAAUCAAGUCUGCCUCUUGUGACUUUGUUUAACAAAGACCCUGACAAUCACCCUUUUGUCAUAAAAUUCUUCAACAAAGAUAAUUCCAAGGUAAUGCCUAUUUAUAUUUGGACGAGUUUUUCACCUUAUUCUGUCUAUCUGAUAAUGUGCGAGUUGCUAUAGAAAACAUAUGAAAAGCAAGUAAACAUGUGAAGAGGUCAAAUUAUUGUUGUUUUAUUGUUGGGUCAAUUUAUUGCUGAUUGAAAUAAUAUGAUUCCAUUUCAUUGGUUUUUUAUCCCAUACAAAUGUGAUGAAUAACAUUAUCUAACCCUGUGAUUUCAUGCAUAUUCGUCUCAUGGUAAUUGUUUUUGGUGCUCGAAUGGCCAGGCUUUGCUCUUCUUGAAUUUUAGCAGUGAGCAGUUUGAAGCAUUCAAAUCUGCUUAUACUGGUGUUGCUGGAGAUUAUAAGGGAAAGAACAUUAGCUUUUUGAUGGGUGACCUUGAUGCUAGUCAAGGUGCUUUCCAGGUUAUCUCCUACUUACUCUUCAUAUGUUUUCUAUACCCUAACUUGCCAUCAGUUUCGUGUGUGGCCUCUUAUGUUGACGGUUUCCUGCAGUACUUUGGCCUUAGGGAAGACCAGGCGCCUCUCAUUAUUGUACAGGAUAACGAUGGGAAAAAAUAUCUCAAAGAACAUCUGGAGCCUCUUCAGGUUGCAUCCUGGAUAAAGGAUUAUAUGGUAAAUAUCUGUUUGACAUAUUUUUUUGGAGCUCUGUACCCACAUAAUAUUGUUGAGAAGAAAAUGCUCCGGCCAAAUAUGACAUUUGGUAACUGGGGGAACAUGAUGGCAUCAAAUCUCUCAUAACGUAAACAUGUAUCUGCAGGAGGGUAAUGUAAAGCCCUUCAAAAAGUCAGAGCCCAUCCCCGAAGUGAACAAUAAACCAGUUAAGGUCGUUGUGGCUGACAGCCUGCAAGACGUGGUCUUCAACUCCGGGAAGAACGGUUUGUUCUGAGACCUAUCUAUGACUAAUUUUUACCUUUUUCAAUGAAUUUUGGACUAUUCCACCUUGAAGAUCCUAGGGUCUUUUCUAUUACUGUAGCCGAAUUUCUGAAUGGACUUGAUAUUCAUUGUCAUCAGUUGGGUGGAUCCGUUGGGUGAAUGCAAUGCAAAACCUCAGAAACAUUGCUCAGAUCUAUGUAGAGAUGUAGACAUCUGCAUGCAAGAAGCCUUCUCUCUCUAUCUCAUCAUGUUUCUUUACAGACAUUUAAUUUAUCUUGAAGUCGGGGCAUGAAUGAAUUGGCACAUGGUGAUUGUUGAUACUAGUUCCUGGUAUUUAACCUUGUCUGAUAUACUUUAUGUUGGCAGCCGGCAUAGUUACCUGAUAUAAGACCCACUUGGGCCUUUUUCUUUUAUGUACAUGUUAUGAUUGAGAUGUUAGAACUGACAGAGAUUUCUCUUCAGUGUAUGCCCUCUUGUUGCCUAAAUUAAUUUCUGAUAGGCUCAUGAUCUUCAUAUGCAGUCCUGCUUGAGUUUUAUGCUCCAUGGUGUGGGCAUUGCCAGAAGCUUGCUCCAAUCUUAGAAGAAGUAGCUGUGUCUCUUCAGAGUGAUUCCGAUGUGAUCAUCGCAAAAAUGGUAACCGUCCAUAAUAAUCCCAUGUUGAUAUAUUAUCAAUGAAAGUUGUGACUAGAAGGGUGCCUGAUUUGAUUUUGAUUGGAUGGCUCAAUAAUUCCAUCAACGGUAUCAGAACCAGUGGUUGUUCUUGAGCCAAAUGCAACCCAGUUACAUUGUCCCCGUUACAAAGCUUGAAAGCCCUUGAACUCUCUCUCUCUCUCUAUAUAUAUAUAUAUCAAUAUAUCCAUCUAUCUAUCUCUCUCCCUCUCUCUCUCUCUCUCUCUCUCUCUCUCUCUCUCUCUCUCUCUCUCUCUCUCUUCUAUGCUACCCAUCGCUUUAUUCCCCUUCUGGUGACCCAUCCUUGCUAAUCCAUUCAAUUGAAUCUCUCCAUUUUUCUCCUACCGGCUGAACAGUUUAUAUCCUCCACUUUCCAUUUACAGGAUGCAACUGCUAAUGACAUACCAAGUGGCUUCGAGGUCCAGGGCUACCCAACCCUCUAUUUCAGGUCCUCAAGUGGAAAUCUUUUGACCUAUGAAGGGGACCGGACAAAGGACGACAUCGUCUCCUUCAUCCAGAAGAAUAAGGGUGCACCAGCACAAGAUGAUUCAACGAAGGACGAACUAUAG